AUGGAGGCAGAGAUAAAUGAAAAAUCAGCAGCGGAAACCAAUACAAUUCUCUUCGCAUUGGCAGAGUGUUGUAAACGCUAUGCUGUGGGUCGAAACACCGUACGGUCCGUACGUGUGAUGUUCACAGAGAGUGAAAUGGCACUUCGACAGGCCGCAGAUCCUUCGGCUUAUCGCGAGUUAACACGCGGGGAACUUCGGCGCCGUGUGGAGCGUGAAGUGAAGGACGUGGAAGAAACACGACACGCCGUUGUGGAGGAACGCCGAAAGGUGCGUGUAUUGAAGAAGAGGGAGAAGCGAUCUCAGAUGAAGUCCGGCGGUUCAUCUGAUGAUGAUAAUGAUAAUGAUAAUGGUGAAGAAGAAGAAGGAUCCGCAGCAGGCAGAAGAGGGGGGAAGAAAACAAGUAAACACAAGAAGGUGACAAAGGAGAGUAGUAGUGAUAAGAGCAAAAAGAAGCAACCCCGUAAUACAAAGAGGAAGAAGUACUACACCCUCACAAAGAAGGAUCUCUAUGGCGAUGAAUAA
Messenger RNA from Trypanosoma theileri, 522 nucleotides. RefSeq lists its product as uncharacterized. Lineage: Eukaryota; Euglenozoa; Kinetoplastea; Trypanosomatida; Trypanosomatidae. The record is from RefSeq and is a predicted model, not a curated record. Bases 1 to 522 code for a protein of 173 amino acids. The transcript has a single exon.